AAAUCAUUAAAAAUUGACCAGUGCUUAUUUAAAACCUCGUCAAGUUAACUGAUUUAUUUAAAUUCUUCCCCACGGUAGCUGAAGCCAUUUGAAGCCGUCGUUCACCUUCGCAUUGCGGCCGUUCACCAUUGCUUCUCAAUCACGAUUUUUCAAAUGGCCAAUUUCUCCACUACCCCUUCAGUAAAAGGACCCAUCACUCACGUAAUCUUCGACAUGGAUGGUCUCUUACUCGACACAGAGAAAUUUUAUACUGAAGUCCAGCAAAUCAUACUUGCUAGAUACAAUAAAACCUUUGAUUGGUCUCUCAAGGCAAAAAUGAUGGGGAGGAAAGCAAUAGAAGCAGCUCAGGUUUUUGUUCAGGAGACUGGGAUAAGUGACUCUCUUUCAGCUGAGGACUUUCUUGUAGAAAGAGAGGAGAUGCUGCAACACAUGUUUCCAACAAGUGAGCUUUUGCCAGGAGCUAGCCAUUUGGUCAGGCAUCUCCAUGCAAAAGGGAUACCAAUUUGCGUGGCAACUGGAUCUCACAGGCGGCAUUUUGAAUUGAAAACACAAAGACAUGGUGAGCUUUUUUCCUUGAUGCAUCAUGUUGUUCUUGGAGAUGACCCAGAAGUUAAAAAAGGCAAGCCAUCACCAGAUAUAUUCCUUGCUGCAGCUGGGAGAUUUGAGGGCAGCCCAGUAGAUCCAAAGAAGAUUCUUGUUUUUGAAGAUGCGCCCUCAGGUGUUCUUGCAGCUAAGAAUGCUGGAAUGCACGUUGUAAUGGUUCCAGAUCCAAGGCUAGAUAUCUCUCAUCAUGAAACUGCAGAUCAAAUUUUGAGCUCAUUACUGGAAUUUGAUCCAGUUUAUUGGGGCUUGCCUGCCUUUGAAAAUGUGGAAAGCUAAAGUUGCAACAUUAGAAAAAAAAAACUUCAGCUGCUCCUUUAUUCAUCUUAUUUUAGGCAUUCCCUUUGUGGUUGCACUUGGGCAAUAAUAUCUUACGCAAUUUCUCAUGGUUUGUUUGCCAUAUUACAUUUCUGGGAAGUAUUGUUCAACUUUGAUCAGAUUGCUAUUCUUGCAAGGGCAGAAGCCUACAUUACAGUAAACUUUCCUAGUUAUUGGAAACUUUUCUUAAGUUAUUGAAUAGCUCGGAUUGUUUGAAACA
Hevea brasiliensis (rubber tree) is the source of this 1138-nucleotide messenger RNA. Its product is annotated as (DL)-glycerol-3-phosphatase 2. Gene Ontology annotation, molecular function: sn-glycerol 3-phosphatase activity. Bases 154 to 879 code for a protein of 241 amino acids. The record is from RefSeq and is a predicted model, not a curated record. Gene Ontology annotation, biological process: glycerol biosynthetic process. NCBI's taxonomy places the organism in Eukaryota, Viridiplantae, Streptophyta, Magnoliopsida, Malpighiales, Euphorbiaceae. The transcript has 6 exons.